Molecule: messenger RNA, 870 nt
Organism: Drechmeria coniospora
Lineage: Eukaryota; Fungi; Ascomycota; Sordariomycetes; Hypocreales; Ophiocordycipitaceae
Exons: 2
Coding region: 1-870 (289 amino acids)
Source: RefSeq, a predicted model, not a curated record
AUGCCGUCCGCAUUGACCUCGCCACGCGCGGGGGAGCGCGGGAACCCCAUUGAUAUCAUGACGGUGCAGCAGUGGGCGUACGUCUCCGAUCUUCCCGACGACAUAGCCCCCAUGCGCGACCUGCUUCGCUCCUACAGCAAAAUUCCGGCCGCCGACAUUGAUCAUCACAUCAUGCGCGUGCGACAGGAUGCCUGGAGCAUCUCGCGCUAUCCUUUCGUUGGUCGGUGGAAGUUCCUCCGCCUCGCCGACAGUCAAGACCCAUGCCACCAACAAGUCGUCUUUCGCUUGCUUGUCGCUGGAUCGCGGGACGUCUUUCUCGACCUCGGCUGCUGCGUCGGUCAGAUUCUCCGCCAGCUUCGUGCCGCCGGAGUCCGAGGCUCCCAGCUCAUCGGCACAGACGUGCAGCCCAAGUUUAUCGACAUCGGAUACGACCUGUUCCGCGACAGGAAAACGCUGGGAGCCUUGUUCGUCGCAGGUGACAUACUCGACCCCGAAGACACCAGGAUCGACGCGUUGCGCGGCAGGGUGACCAUCAUUUACGCUGGGAGCUUCUUUCACCUCUUUAGCCGGGUUCAGCAGCUCUACAUCGGCAAGCGUCUCGUCAGUUUCAUCAAGCCAGGCACCAAGAAUGCGCUCAUAUACGGCCGGCAAGUUGGCACGACAAACCCCGGCAAGCCUCUGACGAACACCAUGUCUGCCUUCCUGCACGACAAGGGCAGCUUCCAACGGCUGUGGGACGAGAUUGGCUUCCUGACACGGACAAGGUGGAAAGUCGAAAUGGAGGCCACGCAUGAUUUUGCUCACAGUCCGCCCAGCUUUGCCGUGGGGUCCUCGCAAGCGGUCAGCUUUAUGGUGUACCAAAUAUCCUGA